Pomacea canaliculata is the source of this 2245-nucleotide messenger RNA. Its product is annotated as E3 ubiquitin-protein ligase TRIM33-like. The record is from RefSeq and is a predicted model, not a curated record. Gene Ontology annotation, cellular component: chromatin; nucleoplasm. The transcript is spliced from 6 exons. The coding region runs from base 625 to 2172 and encodes 515 amino acids. Gene Ontology annotation, molecular function: zinc ion binding; ubiquitin-protein transferase activity. Lineage: Eukaryota; Metazoa; Mollusca; Gastropoda; Architaenioglossa; Ampullariidae. Gene Ontology annotation, biological process: positive regulation of DNA-templated transcription.
UCGAAAAGUGCGACACGCAAAUAACAUUCGUGCACGCGCACGAAACAAAUUGAUCAGCUCACAAAAGAUCAGAAAAAGGUUACAUUGUCUCUCUUAACAGUUUUUAUUUUCAUUUUUUUUUUUUCUAGUGCGUUACUUAACACCUUUUGCUUUCGAAGUGUUCGCCAGCGACCCGUGAACUUUACCAAGCUCUCUCGCAUAUUGACAGACUUACUGGCAAACACAGGGCGGUCACGUGCCAGCCUCACCUGCUUGUAUUUCUCACACGCUCUAGUUGGCUUGUGAUACCCUCAGGUGUGUUUCCAAAAGUGGGUUAGGGUGGAAGCUAACACACUGUCGUCACCUUGUGUCGAAGGCAGCAUUUCUCAUAAAGUUCUGUCAGCAGCUUUGAGCUUGCUUUCGCUUUGGAUUCUAGUGUAACCGGAAUUUCCCGGAAAUGAGGAUAUUAAUUAUUUGUAAUCUUUGCUGAUAUCCGCCCUGUUUUGAAGGUGAACCUGCUGUUCUCACUCAGAUGUAAGGACAUUCAGCCAAAAUGUUGAAGAGUUAGUCUGUUUACAAAGUGGAACACCAAACAUUGCAAACCGUUGUUGCUCUUGAGAGUUUCUAAAAUAUCCGCAUUCCAGCAUGGAAACAGUAUCUUGUGAGCCACCUGACACAGAGUGCUCGGUGUGUCAUAAUAAUUUCGUCGAGCCCAAGAUUUUAUUCUGUGGUCAUCUCCUGUGCAGGGAGUGUAUUGUCUCUAUAAUAAAGUCAAAAAACCAGAGUAAUUGUCCUUUAUGUAUAAAUCCCAUCGCAAGCCAGGAGGCACUUAAAUCUCAGAGUCCAGAGAGCAUUGCCGACUCUCUGCCCACAGAUUUUGUCAUGGAUGCGUUAGUGUUGAGCGUUGACCUGAAGACCCAGAGACCCGUCUGUUGUGGGUGUCGUCGCGAAGAAGCCGACUCCAUCUGUCUGCAGUGCCGGGAGAUGUUGUGUCCGGCCUGCACCAACGUACACAAAAAUUUUUCGAUGAGCCGUAGUCACGAAGUGAAGAGUCUAGGGAGUGUAACAGCUGAAAGUCUGGCUGCCAGCCGCAUUCCACUGUGUGUUUGCCAAGGCGACAAAAUGAUGUUUUAUUGCGCAAAUCAUGGGUUUGCUGUUUGCGGCUCAUGUGCUCUGAAGACACACAAAUCGUGUCCUGAGAUGAGCGAUCUGGACACCGAAAUGAAUGCAGCUAAAGAAGCAGUGAAAGACCUAAACGAAACUCUUUCUUCGGCGGAGAAAAAGAUGGAAAAAAGCAUAAAUGAGCUAAACACUUGUCUGAUGGGAUCGAAUUCGUGUGAAAAGCUGUGCAAUCGUCUGGUGACGAUUUGCAACAAGUAUACAAAAACAUUAAAGUCUGCUAGCUCGAGAAAAGUCUUAAAGUCAGUGCGCGACGCUAGUUACAACCUUCAAAUGCGACUAGCGAGGGUCAAAUCCCACGCGAGAAUUGUUUCCCGCGCAGGAGCAGUAUGUCCACGCCCCGAGCUCAUCUACGCCAAGCAAACUUUACAGGACAGGAUCAAGACUCUGGACUUCAGCACCACCUGGCCAUCAGAGGUCGACACGACGGCCUUCAUCGAAAUGAUGGACUUUAAAAAUCUUAUCCGACAAGUAAAGUGUGAGCUCACACUACAAGAGGAAAGACCUGAUGAGAUAGAACUCGUUUUCCACAUGAAGCGCGGCUGCAGUGUGAUGCUCGGGCUGAACCAGAAGUUGGCCGUGUGUCAGGGUCCGCAUGGAGGUGUUGUGGUGUCACGUGAUGCUCUGUUGUCCGAUGUUUUAUAUCAGAUAUCGAUAAUGGAAAUGAGACGAGAUUGGAAAUCAGAUGAUAUCAAAUUUUGUGGAAUAACACAAACAUAUCCCAACGAUUUAAACAUUAAACAGCGGAUGUGUGAGAUGGAGGAUGUUCAGACAGCAGACUGGCCAGACAACGUUGAUUUAAAUGUUGACACAUCAAAGGCCAUAGGAUUGAUGAUCGACUCCACCGACAGCCUUCACAUUUUUCUCCAAGAACGGGACUUGGGCAUCGCCUUAAGAAAUGUUCAGCGACCUUGCUACGCCGUUUUUGACCUUGGCAUCAACGUGACACAGGUUCUUGCACUUCCUUCAACUGAAAUAUCAGAAAACAUCAGCCAGGACAUGGUUUUGACAUGAUCUUAGUGGGAUAUAUUUACCUUUGCAUUUGCCCUCACCUGUAUCUUGCCCUUCACCCAUCUCCCUUCAUGAG